AUGUCUGACUCACCAUUGCACACUGUUGGUUUCGACCCAAGAUUCCCAAACCAAAACCAAACUAGACACUGCUGGCAAGCAUAUGUGGAUUACCACAAGUGUAUCAACCUGAAGGGUGAAGAUUUCGCACCAUGCAAAGUGUUCUGGAAGACGUACUCUUCUCUAUGUCCUGUCGAAUGGGUUGAGAAAUGGGAUGACCAAAGAGAGAAAGGUAUCUUUGCCGGUGACAUUAGUCCAGAAGAGAGCAAAUAG
Nakaseomyces glabratus is the source of this 252-nucleotide messenger RNA. RefSeq names its product cytochrome c oxidase subunit VIb (gene COX12). The record is from RefSeq and is a predicted model, not a curated record. Lineage: Eukaryota; Fungi; Ascomycota; Saccharomycetes; Saccharomycetales; Saccharomycetaceae. Gene Ontology annotation, cellular component: respiratory chain complex IV; mitochondrion.